Schistosoma rodhaini is the source of this 7484-nucleotide messenger RNA. The record is from the annotation of a GenBank genome assembly. Lineage: Eukaryota; Metazoa; Platyhelminthes; Trematoda; Strigeidida; Schistosomatidae.
CCCGUACAACCUUGAGUGUGGCAGUAAUUUGAUUAACUUUGACAUUUGCUUGUCGUUUGGUUGCUGCUCCCAGGUCUAGAGUGUAGACCUUCUAACUAUCCUUUUAUGCUGACAUGAAAAACCUAAUCGAAUUAAAAACUGAAGCUAAUGAGCUUUUUAAAAAAGGUCUAUACCUAGAAGCUAUUGGCUUAUAUGACGAAUGCCUUAGUUUAUGUGGCUCUGACAAGAGCAUGAAGUUGGUGUUACAACGCAAUAAAGCCCAAUGUUUUUUAAACCUGGGAAACUUCAGUGACGCCCUGACGGCUGCCCUGGAAGCUCUUAGUAUCUCUCCUGGUGAUCCGAAGGCGCUCUAUCGUUGUGCACAAGCUUAUGAAGGUAAAGGAAUGUUAAAAGAAGCCCUAGAAACUGGAAGAAGGCUUAUUCUAGUUGACCCUAAGAAUAAAGCAUCUCAGGAUCUGACUCACAAACUAGAAACUUCAGUCGCUUCGUACGUCGCAGAAUCUGAAAGCCUUACAGGGAAACUAAAGAAGAUGUUCGCCAUCGUAAAUGACAACUCGAGCUCUGCUGAAGAACUGGAACAGGCUAUAGUUAAUUUAUCUAUCCUAAUAAAAGAAAACCCGAAAGUUGCGAGUUCUAUGAUCUGGACAAAUCCCAGUUUUUCGAAGAUCUAUUCCGUUUGCAGGAACUCUAAUCAUAAGUUGACUAUUGCUUGUCAUCGUUUGUUAGCUCAGCUCGUGGAAAAUGAGCGGGAUUGGGGUCUUACCGUUUUACAUGAACUUACACCACAGUAUUUUGUAAACGGGAUAUUUUCACGUAAUCCUGAACAUUCGCUGGAACGAUGUCGAUUUUUAAAUGCUAUAUUGGAAUCACUUACUCAAUUGAAAGCUUAUCAUAGUGCUAAAGAAGCUGCAAGCGUUCGUAAGGAGAUUGAAAGUAAAAAAGUAGCACCAUGUUCUUACCCGAAAUACAAGAUUGAUUCUACAGUUGAAAAGCCAGUAGAAGGAAUUUUAACAAGUCUUCUUCGAUCUGUAAAUAGCUAUCGGUUAUGCCCGAAAACUCGAGAUUAUAUUUUGGAAAUAUUGGUUAGAUAUGUUCCAUCUGAUAAAGGUAUUGGAUGGUCACAGAAAAUUUUUAAAAUAGAAGGUGUUAUCGAUUCUUUACUAGAGGUAGCUUGUGCAAGUGGAAUAACUUCAUUAAAAAAUUGGCGUUCAUCUCGUAUUAAUAAACAUAGAAAUAAUGAACUAAUUUCUAAUAAACAUGAAACAUCAUGUCAAAAUUCACCAGAUGGAAUUCGUUUAGCCACUACAAGUGAUACACGUAUGACUGUAGCUUGUUUAUUAGCUAAGAUAUGGGAUGAUUUAACUUCAGACAAAAGUCGAGAUGAAUACACUAAAAUAUGCAAAGAUUUUAUCAUUGAAUUAUUCGCUGAUAACUAUAUAGAAAGUAAGGUUGAGGCUGCCUCAGUUAUUGGUACAUUAUUUCUCGGACCUUAUGAAGUUGGAUCAGGAAUAAUUUCUCAAGAAGGGGUUUUCGAUGGUCUAUUACUUCUUACACAAUGUGAGAAUAAACUUUAUCAGACAAUUGCAUUAGAUACAAUUGUAAUUGCUACACAUAAGAAACAACAAUGUUUAAGUAUAAUUUCUAAAGCUGUUCCUUUAUUACAAUCAUUAUACAAAAGUGAAAAUGAUGGUACUAGAAUUCGCGCACUUGUUGCUUUAUGUAAACUUGGUGCCGCUGGUGGUACAGAUGCUAGUGUGAAAAGUCUCACAGAAGGUUCUAAUGUACUUCUUCUCAAAGCAUGUCGUCGGCUGUUAUUGGGUAAACGACAACCAGAUCCUGAUGUAGAUGAUAUUGCUGCGAAUAAAUCAGCCGAUGUUCAUUUUAAUUCUGAAGGAGAAGUUGUUGUAGAUGAGAAUGAUGAUGAAAUUCAAAUUGAAGAAGUAUCAGUUAGUCAACCAGUGGAGAACAAAAAGGAUAACAAACCUGUAAAUGGUUCUACUACUAGUACUAUUCAUUUCGAUGACUUAGAUUCUGCUCAUUGGGCUGUUGAAGGUAUGGCUUAUAUAACAAUGAAUGCAGAUGUUAAAGAGGAAAUAAUUAACGAUGGUGAAUUAGUGUCAGCUUUAUUAAGUUUCCCUGAACAUUGUCAGAAAGACUCAUCAUUUGCUUUGUGCAGUGUUUUAGCUCAUUUAACGAAUAGUUUUGAACGUCAACAGAUUGAACCAGAAAUCCUUGAAUUAGCGAAAUUUUCUAAACAACAUAUUCCAGAAGAUCAUCCAUACGAUUCAGAUGCAUAUAUUCAAAAACGUCGUCAAAAAUUAGUCAAUAUGGGUCUAGCUUCUUCAUUAUAUCAGUUGACAAUGCGUAUAGCUACUACUUUGGUCGGAUCAAAUCAGGGUUUGUCCGAACUAAUUUCUCGCAUUUAUUUAGCCUGUUCCGAAUUAGUUGAAUGUCGUGGUAAACUUGUACAAAGUGGUGCUGGGAAAGCUCUUCUUAAAUUAUCAAAGAGUGAUUUCAAUACCGAUACAGGUAAAACGUUAGCUUCUCAAGCUCUUGCUCGUUUGACUAUCACUGCAGAUCCACGUGUAACAUUUCCAGGACAAAAGUCUUUAGAACUUGUUCGCCCACUGCUUCAUUUAAUUCAUGCAGAUUGUAAUGCACUACAAAAUUUUGAAGGUCUAUUGGCUUUAACAAAUCUAGCUUCAUUGGGAGAUACACAUCGGUAAGUAAUGGAACUUUUAAUAUAUGAUGCUAGCUGGUUUCCACACAUCUGACAUUAUUCAUAGUUAUUCAUUCGUAAUAAAGCAGGGAUAUAGUAGUACUUUUCUAUAAUCAACAUCACGGGAUGAUUUUAGUUAAACAACCAUUGAAAAUCAGAAAUUACUGGACUGCUGUCUCGUCAUAGUAUUCAACUCCUCAGCAGUGUGCAUCCUCUACUUCUCUGCCAAUCAAACCCUGAGCUUUUAGGUCUUAUGGUUAGCGUUCAAUCUUUAGACUACUGAGUCGGCAUCCGAUAGCUUACGUGUCUAACUUAAUCAACUUGCGAUAUUGCAGAGCCAUCUUUUAAUGUCACUGGUGGGUAAUUGUCCCACAACUGACAUAGUUGAACUCCACUGGAUACGGCUUCUCACUAAAACUCCUGGAAUUACCUCUCCAAAUUAGACACUUGGGAGCAUAUUAUUGUUAUUAUCAUAUAUGGGGUUUAUGGAGAUUGAAUUUCAUAGUUAACUAAGAGCCGUCUGUGGCAUUAGCUAUGAAAUUCAACAACCUCUACAAACCACCUGUAUAAUAUAAAAUUAUUGUUAGGCUUAAAUGACCUGACAUUACUUUUUAUGUGCACAAUAAGCAUUCAAAAUUUUAGAUCGGAUAAGAAUUUAAGUCAUUUUGUGUUAUCGUAUGCUCAGAAAAACAUCAAUUUCUCACAUGAAAAUCUGAAUAAGGAAAGGUUAGAUAUCAAAGUUCGAAGAAAGCAAGUAGGUUAACCUUCUUAACUCACACAUUGAACACUAAGUAAAUAUACGUUAAUAGUCGGGGAUUUAUGGUAGCUAUCGGAUUGGUGCAUAAGUAAUGAUUAUGAUUGCUGUAUUCUUGAUUCAGUUGGAUACAAAACACAAACAAUACUCCUUGUAGUGCAAAAUAUAGUGAUAUUCUGGAUGACUUUUCGGUGGGAUUUACUAAAUUAGUUAUUUUACAAGUAUUCUCAGACUUAACUUAUUUAUAAGGAAUGUAUUUUUUUAAAAAUCAUAGAGCAUUGAACGGCUAUAAGACGUCUAAGCUGUGAACAUUAACGAUACCACUUCCUAUGUCGGUAAAUAAAUCUGUUUUAUGAAAAUAGGAUAUACUGUUCGUUACUAUUCAAUUUGUUUUCAGGGUCACUGGGAUACAAAGGUAAAGAAAAAAAAAAGAUCUUUUUAAUUACUUUCUACAAUGCAGAAGAAAUUCUUCAACGAAAAUAUUUCGUAUGAUUAAUUGAUAUUCAUUUUUUUCAAUGAUUUCCUAUUGUUUCUUGUUUAUUUCUCAGCUAUCGUAUCAUGGCAGAACAUGGAUUACCUUUGAUUGAUCAUUGUCUUUUUGAAGAUCAUCCAAUGAUCAGGAGAGCUGCAACAGAAUGUGUAGCUAAUUUAGCUCAAUCUCAUAGUUUUGUUAUAUCUUCCGGUGGUACUAUUCCUUUGGAUGAUACAGAUAUAGCCAAGAAGUCAUUACAUCUUACAUGUUCUACAGAACGUGUAAAAUUGCUCGUUUUAUAUUGUGGAGAAUUAGAUGAUUUACUUCUUGUACGUGCAGCUUCCGGAGCUCUGGCCAGUAUGUCAUAUGAUCCAGGAAUUAUAAAGAAAAUUACUAAUGUGAGUUCGACGGAAAGAAAAAGUUCUAAUUCACAAAAUCAAAUUGCGAACUAACCAUGUUUUAUUUAUGGGUAGAUUUUUAAAACGUUUUUGUAUCAAUGAUAUAAUUCCAUUGCAACGAAGAUAGUUGCUAGAGACUUGCAAACAAAGCUACGUUAACUUCAUUGGAUUAUCUCAUUCUUGAUAUUUUUGACUGAAAUUUGAUCAGUCUUAGUUGGCAUAUGUGCAUUCUGUACGAAUUGUCUCGAUGUAAUCAUUGUGACAAGUUAUUGUAAAAUAAAUAGAAUGUGAUUGGCAGUAGAAUCCAAGACGCGCGUUUCAUCUUACUCGGCACUCGUCAGCCGAUCAAAUUUCAGUGACAAAUAUCAUCAACAGGAUAAUCCAAACCAUUUUAAGUUAAAUAAACAUAAUACCCAUUGUACAAAUGAAACGCUAUCUGGACUUAGUAGCUAAGUGAACAAGGCGAUGGCAUUUGAAUCGAACAGUACUUGGUUUCAGUCUCGAAGUGAACACCAACUCAGAAGUGUAGCUGGUACAUUCAGCUGAUGAGUACCAAAUAUGACGAAACGCUCGUCCUGAAUUUCACUACGAGUUACAUUCCAUCUCCAAAACUACUUCCUGUAAAAAUAGUAAUAUAAGAAGGAUAGUGGAUAUAAUUUCAUGUUAUCAUGAUCAUCUUCCAGGCGAGCGAUUUCAGUAGGUUCCUUCAGACUAUUAGAUAUACAUACAUCAUUAUUGGAAAUCUGUUAUGUGCUAUUACUUUGCUAAAGUUAUUAGCUUAAAAUAGCGAAACGUUAAUAAAAACAGAAUUUUUUCUAUUUUUUCACUCAUUGAAGAGUAAAAAUUUCUAAUAAUAACGAUCACCAUUUACCUAAUGCCCAAAUUUUUUUCAAAUAAAUAUACCUGGUGUUGGUUCGAACAUCUCUAUAUAUAAUGUGUAUAUUAUUAACUCAUGCACCUGGUGCGAAUCACACUCUAAAUACGUGGGCUAAUGAUACUACUCAGUUGCCUAAACUAAAGUAUGUGAAGCGGGGUUCGAACGUGCUAUGUAGUGGCGAAAAGCCAAGCUCCUUAACCACCAGUGAUCAAGAAAGGUAAGUGCGAUUAAUACGUUGCCUACAUAAUAGAAACAACCAGAUACUGAGUAUUUGUUUCCUUUAUUCACCCGUUAAGUGUAUGAACGCCUACGUCUUUAUUGUUUAAAUGUUCAUUUAUUAUUGUGAUGCGAUUUACAUUCGUGUCAUUUAAAAUUCGUAUAUAUUAUCAAACAGGCUAUACAUGAAACGUAAGGUGGUGGUUGGAGGUAGGUAGUCGAUAAUAGAUCCCAGACCUAUGUUUCGACCCAUAUCGUGCUCGUCAGCAAUGUUUAAUUGUAAUCUUCGAUCCCGUGUCACCCAGUUUUACAGUCGAAGGUGUUACCGCUAAGGCAUCCGGACCGAUUAUAGGAUAAACUUGUAAACAAUUUUGGUUUUUAGCAACAUCUAAAUUAAUAAACACCACUCAUUUUAUAAUGUUGCAUCAUUAAUGGUCUACCUGUUCACCUUAUUCAUUUGUACUUUCAAUAUCAAUACUUACUGUCAGCGAGAUUUAUUAAAUUAUUUGAAUACACGUUUUGAUACUUACCGCGGAUGUAAGUAUAGAUUUGUGGUUCACUGGUAUUGUCUUUCUUUUGAAUGAUAGAGUGUGAAUGGCAAACAAUCUAACAAUGACUCAAGUGAUUUUAGGUUAUCACAUCUACAUUACCAUGAAGCACUUCUUUGGAAUACGGUUGAUGAACGUCAUCCACAACAAAGGCAAAAUUUGUAGCAAGUUUGACUGACAGGACUUCACUGCUGUUAGUUUGGAAUAUGGGAGAUACAUACAACUGUUUGCUUACUUUUCACCUCAAAUGUUUUCUAAAUAUUUAAUAGCUUUCCAGAUAUGCUUGUUUCAGGCACUAAAUUGAACAGUCUUACAUCAAUUGCACUAAGACUCAGAAAUCGUGAAUAACUUGAAAAUUCGACUAUAUAUUAUUUCACCACUUUCUUGAUAGUACAUAGUCUCAUCGUAAGUUUUUCUUAGAUCUAAACCCGAGUAAGCUGUAUGUUGUCGACAAAUAUUAAUGCGUCCAAAUAAUAUUCUCCAUAUCGGAAACAAAACAAAAGUGCGAUAAUUUUAAUGAACCUGAUUUUUGUAGACUAUUUCGGUCCAUUGUUUUUUUAAAAAAUAAAUAGGUAUCCUCAUGGUUUGAAAUUAUUCAAACACUAGCUGGACACUUUUCAUGCGCGUUACAACAUCGAGCAGCUCAUAUCUUGCAAAACUUUAUUUUACAUGGUGAACGAUCUCUUGGUGAAUACUUUUGCAAAUCAAACAUGUUUGAAGUACUAUUAUCCUUGAGUCUACUGCCAGAUAUCGAUCCAGCGGAUCAAGUGCUACCGGAUAUUAAACCUUUGUAUCCCGGAUGCAGUGAUGGACGUAUUCGGGAAAUGGAACAGAAAGAUCGUGAAGGCACAAGAGAAUGUGCUAAAAAAGCUUUAGAACGUUUAAAAGAGCAUGGAUUUGUGCAGAAAACCCCGAACCAAUGAGAAAAACGAGUAGUAGUUAAAGUAACAAUGAACAAAUCAGACAUGCGCAUUUCUAAUAUGUACUCUAAAAAAAUAAUUUAUUUACUAAUUUUUAUGCAUGUUGAUUUAUUUAAUGAAAACUUUUAUUUGUCAGUAUUUUACCCAAUUUAACGAUUAAAACCCACCGCAUGUUGCCUUGAAAAUAAUUUGUCUUAUAAUGCCUAACAUUAAAAGCAUUUUUCUGUUUAUAUUUACCUACAAAUAGUUAUUUUAGAAAUGCUCACUUCUCUUAAUUAUGAGGUAUUUCUGUUUUCUGUGCUUUUAUCCACAAAAUGAAACCUUAUCCGAAUGUUACUAUUUCAAAGUUUAUUUGAUUAUCUUAUUGAUGAUGCUUAUUCGUAUUCUCCUCUCACAGUAUGGGAUGGAUCUCAGUGAAUAGGACAGGGUCAAAUUUUUCAUUCAAGUAAGCUAACUAUACUACCGCAUUAUAAAUCCCUACAUGGAACUGCAUGAAAUUGUCAUAUGCUGCAUAAACCUACUUACACCUUUCUCCCCUCGUGGAGGAGCAUAGGCUAUCCACUAGCAAUCUCCAUCCAAC